AUGGCCUCGGCCACGCCCAAUCCGCUCCUCACGCCGUUCACUCUCCCGGACGGCACGGAGCUCUCAAUGCGCAUCGUCUACGCGCCGCUCACGCGCGAUCGUGCCGUCGGGACCAUCCCGCAGCCGAACGCCGCGACUUACUACUCGCAGCGCGCGCACAAGGGCGGGCUUAUGCUCACCGAAGGCACGUGUAUUUCGCCCGAGGCGCACGGGUACCCCGACACCCCGGGGAUCUACACGGAAGCGCAGAUCGCGGCGUGGAAGCCGGUGAUCAAGGCGGUGCACGACAAGGGCGCGCGGUUCUACUGCCAGCUGUGGCACGUCGGCCGCGCGUCGCACCAAGAGUACCAGCCUGAUGGCGCCGCGCCGAUGGCUCCGUCCGCCAUUCCUAUCAUUAGCGAGGAGAUCAAAGUGUACAUCAGCACUGGCCCAGCCGACUAUCCCACGCCCAGGGCCAUGACCGCGGAAGAGAUCAAGAAGGUGGUGGAGCAGUUCCGAGUGGCGGCGCGUAACGCGAUCGACGCGGGGUUCGACGGCGUGGAGGUACACGGCGCGAAUGGGUACCUGCUGGAGCAAUUCAUCAAGGACGGCAUCAACAAGCGCGAGGACGAGUUUGGCGGCUCCUUGGAGAACAGGCUUCGCUUCCCCCUGCAGGUGAUCAAGGCAGUGGCGGACGAGGUGGGCGCCAGCAAGGUGGGCGUGCGGCUGUCGCCGUACAGCUCCUUCCUGGAUGCUUCCGACUCGGACCCCGUGGGCACGUAUUUGGGGCUGGUGGAGGCCCUCAACAGCCUGGGCCUGGCGUACGUGCAUUUCAUUGAGGCGCGCGCGCAGGGGAAUGCUGACUUGGAAGAUGUAAAGGAGACUCUGGAGCCAUUCCGCAAGGCGUUCAAGGGGCCCUUCAUUGCUGCUGGCGGCUACAAGCGGGAAAACGGCAUGGAAGCUAUUGAAAACGGAUCGGCGGAUCUGAUCACGUACGGCCGUCUCUUCCUCGCCAACCCAGACCUGCCGAGGCGCUUUGAGCUCAAUGCGCCCCUCAACCCGUACGACCGCAGCACCUUCUUCAGUGGGGAUCAGGUCAAGGGGUACAUCGACUACCCUUUCCUGGAUGAGGAACCCAAGAAGGCUGAAUAG
This is a messenger RNA of Closterium sp. NIES-65, 1131 nucleotides long. Lineage: Eukaryota; Viridiplantae; Streptophyta; Zygnematophyceae; Desmidiales; Closteriaceae. The record is from the annotation of a GenBank genome assembly.